AUGCUCGACAUUGACCAGUUUCUGGACGCAGAAUUCGACCCUGUGGCCUACGCCAACCAGCUGGUGCUGCAGACAUCGUCGUCACGUGAUGAGGACAUUGAUCUCGACAUCCCCAUCAAGAAAAUAUCCUACGACGUACAGCAUCUCGACGACCAGGUACGCACGUUAUGCAGAGACAAUCACAAGGAGCUGCUGUCACGUGUAGCUGAUGUAAGCACCAAGGAGGACACGCUCAAGGCUCUGGAAACGCCCAUGAAGGAUGUCAAUUCGUCAUACAAAAAGUUGCAGACAGAUGUUCUGGGUCCUUACUACCAAGCAGACAAUCUUUACUCGGCUCUCAAACGGGUUCACCAUACCACCGAUCUGCUCAGAUCGCUCACCUGGUACCUCUACCUGGCUGUACAACUCAACAACACAUCAGAUAUGGCUGGAUCAGCUUCUCUGAUUCGAGAUUUACACACCCAUUCGAAAAUCCAUCCCGGUCUAGCAUCUUUACAGAUCUUCAGAGACCAUCAGAAGUUACUGAAGGAGGCUGAUAAGAAACUGACACUGAGAUGCGUUUCUUCAAUCAAGAGUGUGUCUUCAGUGUCGACUUCGGCCGAAAGAACCGCCAUCUCUUCAGCUAUUGUCGGUCUAGCCAUCUUAGACGAACGUCAACUUGCGUCGGCCGUCCAAUCAGCGCUGUCCAACUACAUUUCACAGUCAAUUUCUCUUCUGGCGCGCUCAGUCAACUCAGACGAGUCGCUGGAACACGCCAUGCAUACAAUUAGUCAGCACUCUCGAGCAGUGUCGACAUUGGGCACUCUGCUGUCACGUGCCGUGGUACCUGCAGAAGGAGACGACAAGUCUGCUACACCUGUCUCUGAGCUGCCUCGAAUCGCGGAUCUGCUUGAUUCUAACCUCAACUCAAAAUUCUGGCGAGAUGUGGCUUCCGCUCUAAACCUGAGAAUCAAGGAGAGAAUCACCCGCGCCACUCCGGGACUCAAGAGUCUGCAACAGAACCAUGCGAGAUUGGAAACUGUGGUUGCAGAGGCUGUCAGUAGAGGUGGCGGAGGAUUGACGGUAGAUGGAAUGGAGGCUAAGGUGAUGAAGGGUGCGCUGGCGCCUCUAAAGUAG
Molecule: messenger RNA, 1116 nt
Organism: Yarrowia lipolytica CLIB122
Lineage: Eukaryota; Fungi; Ascomycota; Dipodascomycetes; Dipodascales
Biological process (GO): intra-Golgi vesicle-mediated transport
Cellular component (GO): COG complex
Source: RefSeq, a predicted model, not a curated record